AUGGAUCCAGCCUCCCUAGUUGAAUUCCAGUGUUUGGAGGAGGUUCUAAGUCACAUGGAGACCCAGGAGGAUACCUAUUGGAGACAACGAGCUAAGCAGCAUUGGCUUAAAGGUGCGGAUGCCAAUACAAAGUUCUACCACAGGUAUGCCUCUCACCGUAAGAAAAAGAAUACACUUUUUAAACUUAUGAAUGAUAACGGGGAGUGGAUGGAAGGAGAGGAUAUGAAGGAUAUUAUUCUAGAUUAUUUUGAUGGAAUUUUCAAGUCUAGUAAUCCUGCGAGUGUCAAGGAUGCUUUCUUUGCAAUGUUCCCUGAUAAAGCGCCUGGCCCUGAUGGUAUAAAUCCUGGAUUCUAUCAACAUUUCUGGGAUGUAGUUGGGGAGCAUAUCUCAGAGUUUAUAAUUAAGUGUCUAAAUACCCGCUCAUUCCCUGCUGGUUUAAAUGAUACGAAUGUGGUGCUCAUACCCAAGAAAAAUACCCCUGAAGUGGUCUCUGAUCUUAGACCUAUAGCCUUGAAUAAUAUCCUCAUAGCAGCUGAAGUGGGACAUUAUUUGAAUAGAAAACAAUGUGGGAUGGUUGGUUGGGGUGCCCUCAAACUUGAUAUGGCCAAAGCUUAUGACCGUAUGGAAUGGUCCUUUCUCCAUAAAAUGUUGCUGGCUCUGGGUUUUGAUGACAGAAGGGCUUUCGUUAUUGUUGCAGCAGGCACAGAUGAAUGGUCUAAUACAUGGGAAGCCACUGCAAUUAAAGAUUGUUUAUCCCUAUAUGAGGCCUCGUCGGGGCAGAAAGUCAAUUAUCAUAAAUCAAGUAUAAGCUACAGUAAGAAUACGAGUUAUGGGGACAAGGAUACUGCGGCGCAGAUUUUAGAAGUAACUCAAGCUCCCAACUUUGGGAAGUAUCUUGGACUGCCCUCUUUUGUGGGAAGGAAUAAAAAGGCAACAUUUGCUUAUAUUGAGGAUAAAAUCAGACAGAGAAUUGGAUCAUGGAAUAAGAAGUUGUUAUCUCAGGCUGGAACUAACCGGGGAAUCCAUUGGAAAGCGUGGGAUAGAUUAUGUAUUCCGAAAAAAUAUGGGGGUUUGGGUUUCAAAGAUUUGAGGGCUUUCAAUUUGGCAAUAUUAGGCAAGCAGGCGUGGAGGUUGCUUACUAACCCUGAUUCAUUGGUAUCUCGUAUUUACAAGGCCAGAUAUUAUCCUAAGGACACAUUUUAUGAGGCCAACUUGGGAAAUAAUCCCAGUUAUUGCUGGCGCAGCAUUAUGGCAGCUAAGGAUUUAAUAUGUAGUGGAAUACGACGCCGAAUUGGGAAUGGAAAAUCUACCUUAAUUUGGGAACACCCUUGGCUUCAGGACGAACAUGAUCCUAUGAUUCAGACUGAGAUGCCACCACAGCUUGCUGGAGCCAAGGUUGAGGGAUUGAUUGACCAGGAUACUAGUUCAUGGGAUCAACAUAUUCUUACUGAUAUUUUUCAACCAAUUGAUAUACCUAGGAUCCUCAAAAUUCCAGUUUCCCCAGAGUAUGAUGAUACGUGGUAUUGGCACGGGGAUCCAAAUGGUUGUUACUCUGUCAAGAAUGGUUAUAGGUGCAUUAUUGAGGAUUAUGAAACUGAUAAUAAUGGGGCAUUUGAUAAGUGGAUCACUCUAUGA
Messenger RNA from Ipomoea nil (Japanese morning glory), 1635 nucleotides. RefSeq lists its product as uncharacterized. NCBI's taxonomy places the organism in Eukaryota, Viridiplantae, Streptophyta, Magnoliopsida, Solanales, Convolvulaceae. The transcript is spliced from 6 exons. The record is from RefSeq and is a predicted model, not a curated record. Bases 1 to 1635 code for a protein of 544 amino acids.